This is a messenger RNA of Anisakis simplex (herring worm), 1380 nucleotides long. The record is from the annotation of a GenBank genome assembly. NCBI's taxonomy places the organism in Eukaryota, Metazoa, Nematoda, Chromadorea, Rhabditida, Anisakidae.
GCCCGUGACACCAAUAAAGCCGUGCUAAUAGCACUUUAUGACUAUGAGUCAAGAACGGAAAAUGAGCUGAGUUUCCAAAAGGGUGAUCAGAUGACAUUACUUGAUCGGAGUAUUCCAGAUUGGUGGUUAGUGAAGAAACGUAAAAACGGUGAACAUGGGUACGUUCCUCGAAAUUAUGUCGCUAAAUUGGUGGAUGAUGAAAGUGAAGAAUGGUAUGCUGGACGAAUGCCACGCAAUCGAGCUACUAAUGCAGUCACCGUUAGUCAUCUGCCAAAAGGUGCUUUUUUGAUUCGAGAACGCGAACUCAACCCAAGUGAAUUUGCUCUUACCGUACGCGACAUUGAUGAGCAAGGAAAAGCAUCCGCAAAACAUUAUAAAAUCAAGCGAAACCGUGAUGGUCGUUUCUACAUAACGCCUAGCAGAAUGUUCGAAUCUCUUCGUCAUUUGGUCAUUCAUUACGAAACACAAGCUGAUGGGUUAUGCUGUCAGUUGACGUCGGCGGUACCUCGUAUCGCUCCCACACGACCAGAACUUUCACAUUUAACAAGAGAUAAUUGGGAGAUUCCAAAAGAACAAAUUCGACUAGAGAAAAUGAUUGGCUCUGGUAACUUUGGCCAAGUUUGGCAUGGCUACUGGCGAGAUAUAAUCGAAGUGGCAGUCAAAACUAUGAAGCCUGGCAGUAUGCUAGCUACUGAAUUUCUUGCUGAAGCAACGAUAAUGAAGAAAUUUGAUCACCUGAAUCUGGUCAAAUUGUAUGCGGUGUGCACCAAAGAAGAGCCCUUUUAUAUUGUUACUGAAUAUAUGGUUAAUGGAUCUCUUCUUAAUUAUCUUCAAAACGGUGGCAGAAACCUUAGCAACACGGCAUUACUCGAUAUGUGCGCUCAGGUUGCAAGUGGAAUGACUUACCUCGAAUCAAAAAAACUUGUUCAUCGUGACUUAGCAGCUCGGAAUGUUCUUGUGGGCGAUUUUUUCAAUGGCUCACUUAUUGUAAAAAUUGCCGACUUUGGUUUGGCUCGUUGGCUGAGAGAAGAUUAUGUUUAUGAAGCAAGGGUGGCCACAAUGUUUCCAGUUAAGUGGACUGCACCAGAAGCAGCAAGGAUGGGCAAUUUCACAAUCAAAUCGGAUGUUUGGUCAUAUGGAGUGCUCAUUUUUGAAGUUACCAGUCACGGAGGAUCACCAUAUUCCGAUUUUGACACUAAAGAAGUGAUUGCAAAAGUUGAAAGUGGAUAUCGACUGCCCAAACCAGCUGAUUGUCCUCAGCGAAUUUAUGAUGAUAUUAUGUUGGAAUGUUGGAAUCAGGAACCAACGCGUAGACCGACAUUUGCUUCUAUUUCCCGCUAUUUCGAUAAAUUUUUCAAUAAUGAUCCCAUGUUCUCAUGA